This is a messenger RNA of Fusarium oxysporum Fo47, 1848 nucleotides long. Its product is annotated as Alpha/Beta hydrolase protein. The record is from RefSeq and is a predicted model, not a curated record. Gene Ontology annotation, biological process: lipid metabolic process. NCBI's taxonomy places the organism in Eukaryota, Fungi, Ascomycota, Sordariomycetes, Hypocreales, Nectriaceae. Bases 319 to 1536 code for a protein of 405 amino acids. The transcript has a single exon.
GUGUUACUCACGAGACCUGUCAACCCUGAUCUUGACCUCUUCACUUAAUCUACCUGCUAUUUCAGCCCUCAUCAUUAUGUGUGUUGAGGCUAAAACCAAGCAGUCCUCAACAAUUUGUUAAUGAUGCAUUGCUUCUUUUCCCUCAUCUCGUCCAUUCUCAAUUCGGAGAACUUCUGAGUCGUUACCAGAAGUUGAUUCUACAACACAGAGCGAGGAUUGGGGACCUUUCCCAAUAUUGAAAAAAGAUUAACGCAUUUAUGGACGCGUCUACAACUGUUCAGACUUUGCAACUAUCAGCAUAAGGCACCACGUUACACCAUGCGACUCAGACCUGUCAACACGAUGAGGACACUGACUCUUCAGCUGAUUCUCAUCACUUCAUGCCUCGCUCUGAGCAAUCCAUUAUCAAUACUCAGGCACAGCAAUAAUAGUCCUGAUACUAAGCCCUACGGCAUAUCAGUGCCCUUAUUUGCAACGCUCGAGCGUCUGUCGCGGCUCGUCGACAUUGCCUAUUGUAUUGGCACCACAGGAGUCAGGAAACCCUUCGACUGUGUAUCGCGCUGCAGCGAGUUUCCCAGUCUCGAUCUCGUCAAUACGUGGAAUACUGGCCCUUUACUCAGUGACAGUUGCGGCUAUAUCGCUGUUGAUCACGGUGUGAGACAACGCGGAGACAAUGACGCUUACAUGGCUGGUGAGCCUGCUAUCGUGGUGGCCUUCCGCGGUACCUACAGCAUCGCCAAUACGAUUGUCGAUCUGAGUACUGUACCGCAAGAGUAUGUGCCGUACCCGUCUCCUGACAACGGCGGAGAAGAACCUCCGGACGAACCGGAGCAUCAAUGUACAAAUUGUACGGUGCACAUGGGGUUCCUCCAGUCCUGGAGGAAUGCUCGACGCCUCGUACUUCCACAAUUGAGACAGUUGAGGCUCCAAUAUCCUUCUUAUCCUGUUCAGCUUGUAGGCCAUAGCCUAGGAGGUUCCGUCGCUUGCCUCGCUGCACUGGAGCUCAAGAUAUCUCUAGGGUGGCAGGACGUCAUAGUCACGACUUUUGGUGAGCCCCGAGUUGGGAAUGAAGGGCUCGCUCGCUUCGUCGAUGAGGUCUUCCACCUAGAUGGCCAAGAUGAUCUCGAGGGGCGAGAAUACAGGCGGGUUACUCACAAGGAAGACCCCGUGCCCCUUCUUCCCCUGGGCGAAUGGGGUUACAAGUCACACGCAGGUGAGAUAUACAUCGCCAAACAGGAGCUCAGCCCUUCUGAAGCCGAUAUUUACAUGUGUAUCGGCGACAACGAUCCGAAAUGCAUAUCGGGGGCAGACGACUCGUUAUGGAUGACGAUACGCCGCUUGUUCCAUGUCAAAGGCCUUCUUACGGCCUCGGACAAAUUGGCGGAGUUGAAUGGAUUCCCUUCCAGAUUCAAGCUAUGGCAACUGCUGUUUGCUCAUCGGGACUACUUCUGGAGACUAGGCCUCUGUGUACCAGGAGGCGACCCUGCAGAUUGGGGCAGAGGACGAUACCAAGCACCGGAAACGGAAGAGUUAUGAGUUUUAACUUAUUGUGUUGGAGUUGGCAGGCGUUGAUGAUAUGGAAAAGCCUGCUUUAAGAUACCUCAUGCAUCUGAACUUAAUGGAUUAACACAUGUGAAGGGCUGGAGUAUCAACAUGUUUGUAAUCAAAUCUGUCAUGUAAUUCAUCAAAUAUUCAAGAAAUCCAAUGUAGUCUCAAGCGUCUAAAACCUAAUGACUCACAUUCCAGAAUCACCAUAUGGGCAAAAGAGAUCAUGUUUUCUACCCCGUGCCAACCAGUACAUUUAACGUGUUGUUCAAAGUCCUACGUUUUUCUGGUGACCUGGUCCAG